This is a messenger RNA of Ictalurus punctatus (channel catfish), 2322 nucleotides long. It is a transcript of the gene mettl25b, whose product is annotated as methyltransferase like 25B. Gene Ontology annotation, molecular function: rRNA (adenine-N6,N6-)-dimethyltransferase activity. Lineage: Eukaryota; Metazoa; Chordata; Actinopteri; Siluriformes; Ictaluridae. Gene Ontology annotation, biological process: rRNA modification. The record is from RefSeq and is a predicted model, not a curated record. The coding region runs from base 127 to 1926 and encodes 599 amino acids. The transcript has 8 exons.
GGGCUCGAUAUAGGAUUGAACCACAGUUUAAGCAACGCUAGCUAGUUGUAAUUGCAAGCAUUUGCUCAGUGGCUCUUUGAUAAUAAACUAGAUUCUUGAUAUUGUCAGGAAGACUGAGAUGUGAAAAUGUUUUCGGUUACACUUUCAGAGCAGCAGCAGAAGGACUUGGCGAAGAGCCUUGUAUCGUUCCUGUCGAGAUAUAAACACAUAUCCGACUCUUACAUUAUUGAGUUUUUCAGUGAGAACCUGUGGGAAACACUACCUGAAGGAUGGCAGAAAGCUUUGCAAGAUUUAUCACCACCUCAGGUAGCAGACCUGCUGCUGGAAAGAGAGAUGAAGAACAGAGUCUACCCUUCAGUGUGGCCUCUAUCUUUACUGGCACUACGGGCCACAGCUCACACACUGGCAUUUCCUCGGAUGCCUCCAGCCCACCGCUCCGAGGACACAGUAAAGCCAGUUGAAUUUCACUCUAACAACAGUCAAAGUUCUCUGCUUGGUCAUAUCUUCCGCAAACAUGUGAAACCCAAGAAACAACAUGAGAUUCGUAAGCUUGGCAUGCUAGUUAAUCAGCUGUGUGACCAGACCCAGUGUAGCAGUGUGGUUGAUGUUGGGUCUGGGCAGGGCCAUUUGACCCGUUUCCUGUCAUUUGGACUUGGUCUGGAUGUUACUGCUGUUGAGGCUGAUUCCAAUCUAGUUUCCAUGGCCUCUAAAUUUGAUGGACAGCUCCUGUCGACUCUGGCCAAAGAGAGUCGUAAGACAGGCAUGGCUCACACAACACCUGAUCCUGUACCCCGGCACGUAGUUGGCUGGGUCAACCCCAGAGACACCUGGGAGACUUUCCUUCAGCAGCUGGAGCAGAGGGAGAAAAACUGUGAGAGUUACCCAGCCACAGCAAGACCAUGUAAAAAGAGACAGCGGGUAUCGAUGACAUCAGGCAAGGAAUGUGAGCUUGAAACAGAGCUCCUUUGUGGAAGCCAGCACUUGUGCACAGGGGAAUGCAGUUUGGUAGCUUCUGCUGAAGAGAAUUCAGCUAAGUCUGUUCUUCAGCAACAUAAAAAGGAAAGCAAUGACUGUGUAGCUCUGCCAGACACUGUGAUGGCAGAACAUCGCCCUCAAGCUGGUUUUGGAUGGACUUCAUCCAUGCAUUCUGAGUCUUGUUCUAGUGUUAAAGAACCAAUGUGGUCAGAUUUUGUACUGACUGGACUUCAUGCUUGCGGGGACCUUAGUGCUACUCUCCUCCGCCAUUUUGCAAACUGCCCCCAUGUCCAAGGAAUCACCUCUGUAGCAUGCUGCUAUAUGAAAAUCACUACCAAGGAGAACCCUAUGCCUCCUGGAGUCAUCCUACCCACUCUGUCUGAUAACACAGCUAAAGUAUCACAAUCAGAAUAUGGCUACCCAAUGAGCAAGUGGGUGAGACGGUUGCCAGGACACGAGCUAUCCUAUAAGGCCCGUGAGGGAGCAUGCCAUGCACUCGAAGACUAUCUCCAUAGGUUGAGAGAUGAGAGCUCAUUGCUGAAAACACACUGCUACCGAGCGGCCCUAGAGGUUAUCAUCAGAGCAGAGAGGCCUCGGCUACGCAGAGCAGGCAUCCAGACCAUUAAAAAAGCCCAUACACUACCUUUCGCUGAGUAUGCCCGUCUGGGGCUCGCGCGUGUUGGCUUGCCUGCUGACCUGACCUUUGACCGUGUCAGUGUGGAAGGCCUGCUGGAGCAGCAGGGCAGAGUGGUGGUAUAUUUCAGCCUGGCUCUGCUGCUGGCUCUGGUUGUGGAGACUCUGGUCCUUCUGGACAGAAUGCUCUUCCUACAGGAGAGAGGUUUUCAGAGCCAGCUGAUUCCACUGUUUGAUCCAUUACUUUCACCCCGAAACCUUGUGCUGGUGGCAGUGAAACCCAAAGAAGAUAGUAGAACAAUUCAAACCUGCAUUUAAUGUCUAGAAUACCCAAAAUGUCCAAAAUUGGAUUUGCUUAAAGGGAAAGUACACUGAUGAGUCUCAAGUGUGUUUAUUUGUGAAAUCAUGUUGCUUAAAUGAAAUGCUCUGAAUUUUAAAUCACUUUUUAAACCUGCUGACAAAUAUUUUCUCCUGAGAUGUACUGGCAUAUUAUGGUUUUAGCUGCUUUAUUGAACAAAACCCAGUCAAGAACUCAAUAGGCAAAAUCCUUAAUAACAGUGGAGGUACUGUAUGUAUUUGAAACUUUUUCUUAAGUUUUAGACCACAUCUUGUUCAGAAAAGUGAAGUCUCCCUGUAUGUUUCUGCCUGUGGUAAUUUGUCUAAAUUGCUUGAUGUUAUUGAUUUUAUUUUGAUAAAGGUUUUUAAUAUACUUGC